CUUGUGCAGAACGGACAGUCAACACGGUUGCCGGUACCGAGCAAUACAAACGCAUGAGUAAUAAAUUAAAAAAAGUGGUUUCAAUAAAAAAAAAAUCAAUGAAAUAAUAUUUAAUAAAUUCACGGCGAGAAAGUCAAUAGCACACAGGCCUGCAGGAUAUUUGCCGUGAACGCAGGUGUUGCAAUAAGUGCGAGCAAAGUGAACGACAGCAACAAGUGCGGCGAAAUUGCGCGCUAAAACGCCAGCGACACACAUGCGCAUACGCACCGUUAUCCUGCGGUCGAUUUUUGAGGCAUUUCAUACAUGGAGACAUACAGACAGCACAAGCAAUAAGCGACGUUAAUGCGCGUUAAAUUGAAAUUCAAUGAAGUGAAGAAAAUUAACGAAAAUUCAAGUGAGCUUGAAAUAGAUUGCUCGGGCGUUAUUUUUUUAGAUUAAAUUAAUAUCAAAGUUUGCAGUAAAGACUGCGUUGCAUAAAAGAAAAAAUUUCCGAAAAAAAUUAAAAUACAUUUUGGUCAUCUUCGAUUUAUGAAUUUUGCAGUACUAAUCAACAACAACUAAAACAAAAAACAGCGCCAGCAUGUCUUUCGAUAUACCGUUCGGCGAUCAGAUGCGCAUUGCAUUAAGCUAUGUAAAAUUCAAAACUAAUCAGAGGCGCAUGCGCACAAAUGAAAAGGUUGUGACCGACACAAUUUACGGCAAAGUAAAGGGCGUCAAAUGGCAUUCGGUCUACGGAGGUUCUUAUUAUAGUUUUGAGGGUAUUCCCUUCGCGAAGCCACCGAUUGGACGUUUGCGCUUUAGAGCACCCGAAGAGCCCGAACCGUGGACGGAUGUUCGGCGCUGCACGCGUGAACACCUCAAACCAUGUCAAUACAAUAUUAUACUGAAGCAGGUGCAAGGCCGUGAGGAUUGCCUCUAUUUGAAUGUGUUCACAAAAACGCUGCAUCCGCAGAAGCCGAUGCCGGUUUUGGUUUGGAUCUAUGGUGGUGGUUUUCAAAUGGGCGAAGCUUCGCGUGAUAUGUACAGUCCUGACUACUUCAUGAUGGAGAAUGUUGUAGUCAUUACCAUCACAUACCGUUUGGGUCCACUGGGCUUCCUCGUGCUGGAGGACCCCGAGCUGGAUGUGCCUGGCAAUGCCGGUCUCAAAGACCAAGUGAUGGCCUUAAGAUGGGUUAAGCGCAAUUGCCAAUUCUUUGGUGGUGAUCCUGAUAAUAUCACAGUGUUUGGCGAAAGCGCUGGUGCUGCCUCAACACACUACAUGAUGCUGACCGAACAAGCUCGUGAUCUAUUUCACAAGUGCGUCUUAAUGUCUGGUACCGCACUGGCACCAUGGGCCAAUAUACCUCAAUACAAUUGGGCUUAUCGAUUGGCGAAAGCCACUGGUUACCGCGGCGAAAAUGAAGAUCGGCAAGUUUUCGAACACUUGCAGCACUGCAAAGCGAGCAGCUUGGUGAAGGUAUGCGAAGAUCUGCUCACCAGUGAUGAGCGUCAUCAAAGGAUGAUGUUCAGUUUUGGGCCGACAGUAGAGCCAUACGUGAGCAAACAUUGUGUUAUACCGCGUCCACCUUUAGAAAUGAUGCGUAGUGCUUGGGGCAAUGAAAUACCCUUGCUAAUUGGUGGCAAUAGUUCAGAGGGUCUGCUAAUGUUCACCGAGGCGCGCAAAUAUCCGGAACUAAUGCACAAAUUGAGUAAAGAUGCCACAUAUUUGGUGCCGGACGAUGCGAAUGUGAAUAUGGCCCAGCGAAAGGAUUACGGCGAGAAGUUGUUGCGUCUGCAUUUCGGCGACAAUGAACCUCGUUGGGAAACGGUAUUGCAGUAUGCCGAUAUCUUCUCUUACAAAUACUUUUGGCAUGGCAUCCAUCGUACGUUACUUUCACGGCUUCAUCACGCCAAUUCGCCUACUUACCUCUAUCGUUUCGAUUUCGAUUCGAAGCACUUCAAUUUCAUGCGCAUCAUCACCUGUGGUCGCAACGUGCGCGGCACCUGUCACGCUGACGAUCUCUCUUACUUAUUCUACAAUGCGGGUGCCAAGAAGCUGAAACAACGCAGUGCCGAAUUUCGCACCAUUCGCCGAUUGACCACAAUGCUAGUGCGUUUCGCUGAAUGCGGCAAUCCAAAUAUACCGAUGAAUGAAGGGCACGACCACAGCUACCAUUAUCACCAUCACCAUCGGCAACCGGCGCACCACAUGCAACCAGUUCAGGCCAGUAAUCAAAAUGGCAGUAGCAAUGCGCUUCAAAAUGUGCAACACAAGGCAAAUGGUGAUGGGCACGAACACCAUAGCCGAGAGCACAGUACGGACGGCAGUUUUGAUGAUAGCGUCAGCGACGGCAUCGAGCCGGCACUGGAGGUGAAGGCGGCAUUGACGAAAAAUGAAACGCCACCACAAGAGACAUGGCUGCCGGUAUCACGCGACUCGCACAUAUUCAAAUGCUUGAAUAUCUCCGAUGAGUUGGAGGUGAUAGAUCUGCCCGAGGCAGAAAAGCUGCGUUUGUGGGAUGAAAUGUACACAGAUAAAGCCCUACUCUAUUGAGUUCGUGCUUAUUUCGGGCGCGUAAUUGCGUUUUCCCGUCUGCUGUGUGGUUUGGUUUGUUGCUUAGCCACUUCGUUUGACAGUUGAGAGAAUUUGCUUGUGAUGGGUUGGCCGCACGUGAUGUAACUACAGACAUGGCGUAUUUAAAUGUAUGUGUUUCAUAGGAAGCCUUGGAAGGUGUUUCAAAAUACAUCCCUCAUAUGUGAUAUUAAGUGAAAAAUAUACCUAAACUCUGUACGAUCAGUGUUAGUUAUUUUGUACUGUUAAGCAGUUCGAACUUUAUUUAUUUGUAUAACAGUUUCAUAUAUUAGC
Messenger RNA from Bactrocera latifrons, 2845 nucleotides. Its product is annotated as esterase B1-like. Bases 581 to 2533 code for a protein of 650 amino acids. Lineage: Eukaryota; Metazoa; Arthropoda; Insecta; Diptera; Tephritidae. The transcript is spliced from 5 exons. The record is from RefSeq and is a predicted model, not a curated record.